Seminavis robusta is the source of this 720-nucleotide messenger RNA. The record is from the annotation of a GenBank genome assembly. Lineage: Eukaryota; Bacillariophyta; Bacillariophyceae; Naviculales; Naviculaceae.
AUGGAUCCAGCCGCGGUACACACCUUAGUGCAAGAAGCCGUUCAAGCAGCAAUUGAAGCAACGAGGAUUCCCCCUCCACCUCCUCGCGUCAUCCCAUUUGCAGUAACUCCAGCAGGAGCAGGUGACGCCGCAUGGGACUUCACAUCCAGCACCGGACUCAAGAUCUUCGUAGCGUCCAUUGCCCCUUUCGCGGGAUUGUAUGACGGAAAUGAGUCAGAACUCCGCGACGUCCUGAGAAAGAUCUUGCAACGUGCCCAGACGUAUGGCUGGAUGCAGAUAUUUUUCAUUGCCAACGACGCAGGAGUAGUACGUAACCUGGCCACGGAACAUGGAUGUCUUACCCUUGCCACCAUUCAGACGGCAGCAAUCACCAAUCUGCGUGGGACUGGAAGGCCUCAUCAAGCUACGGAAUGCCUUCGCCAGUUGAUCAUUGGAUCAGUGUCGGCAGCAAUCGCCGACAAGCUCUACCAUCACAGAGCCAACUACACAGUCAAUGCGGCUGCAGCUGCAGGCGAGGGCGAGGCAGUUCCAGCGCCCACCAUGAAGGAAGACGGAACUUGUAUGCUCUAUGAGCUCACCACCUUGGUAUCGGUAGAGACAAGGGCGAUGGUCGCAAUCAUCCUGAAGAAGCUGGCCAAUCUUGAUCAUGAGCGAGCAAAAGUCCAAUGUGGAAGGCUUCAACUCGGUGAUCAACGACCUGGUUACUGCACUCCGCGCUAG